AUGGAUUACGAUAAUUACGAUGGGCAUCGGCAUUUGGUUACGUUAAUUGAGAACACCCCUUUGCAUCAAUGGUUUAAGGAUUCUUUGGAGGAUGAGAAAAUGAAGAUUUUGGUGAAUAGUUAUCAUCGUCAAGAGGAGUUUGCUGAGGCAGUCAUUGCCUAUGGGAAGAAGCUGAAUGGGUUGACAAAAGUGACAAAAUCUCUAAAUCUUAAUCAAGAAAUGGAGAACAUGAGAAAAAUCAUAAUAAGAAGCUUUUCGAUUGCAAGAAACAUAUACGAACAUGGGAGAAAUUCAUCUAAAGAAUCUGAACUCGAGCCUGGAGUUGAAUUUCUUUAA
Fraxinus pennsylvanica is the source of this 336-nucleotide messenger RNA. Lineage: Eukaryota; Viridiplantae; Streptophyta; Magnoliopsida; Lamiales; Oleaceae. The record is from the annotation of a GenBank genome assembly.